Molecule: messenger RNA, 927 nt
Organism: Amaranthus tricolor (Joseph's coat)
Lineage: Eukaryota; Viridiplantae; Streptophyta; Magnoliopsida; Caryophyllales; Amaranthaceae
Product: kunitz trypsin inhibitor 5-like
Exons: 1
Coding region: 30-707 (225 amino acids)
Molecular function (GO): endopeptidase inhibitor activity
Source: RefSeq, a predicted model, not a curated record
UCUAUAUAUACCAAUAUAAGAUCAUCCACAUGGACCAAAUCUCUAAAAAUAGAUCCCAAAAUUCCACAACAAUGAACCAAUUCAAUGUCUUCUCAUCAACUACCAUUUUCCUCUUCCUCAUUGUAGUCUCAUCUAAAAUCACCACAGCCGUUGAAACCAAUCUCGUUCGAGAUAUCAACGGUCACCCUCUUAAACCUAACUACAGCUACCACAUCCUCCCAGUAAUCCGUGGUCGGGGAGGUGGCCUAACACUAACACCCAAAAACAAAACCGAAUCAUGCCCACUUUUCGUUGCACAAGAAAACCACGAAGUAUCCAACGGUUUAACCCUUAAGUUCUAUCCAGUCAACCCAAAAGAUAAAAAAGUUUCUCUCUCCUUUGACCUUAAUAUAGUGUUUGAUGCUGCUACUAUUUGUGUGCAGUCAACUGUUUGGAAAUUGACCAUUGACGAAGUGAGUGGAAGGGCUUAUGUGGGGACAGGAGGAAUGAUUGGGAAUCCAGCAGGAUUAGAAAGUGUUGAUAAUUGGUUUAAGAUUGAGAAAGCUGGAAAAGGAAAGGAUUAUUAUAAGAUUGUGUUUUGUCCAAGUGUUUGUAAGUUUUGUAAGGUUAUGUGUGGAGAUAUUGGUGUUUUUGUUGAAGAUGAUGGAAGGAGGUUAUUGGGUUUUAGGAAUGAACAACCUCUUUUGGUUAUGUUUAAGAAAGCUUAAUCAACAUGUGUUGGGAUAAUGUCACAAGAUAGUGAUCAUUAAAAGCUAUCAAAUUUAAUAUGUACAAUUUUAUUUUAUUUUUAUUUUUUUUUGUAUUUGUUGCAUUUUAAUAUGAAUUAAAUUCUUUAAGUUUCGAUAUAAUUUGUGAAAUAUGAUAUUUUUUUUUGAUUUCAUUAUACUUGAUAUGUUUUACUUUUUAUGCAAUUCAGUGUGUAAUUUU